AUGUCUUCUCCAGUCGAAUUCAAUUAUUCCCUUCCAAUCCAGAGAGACGAUGGCAAUAUUUGCCACAUGCCAAACUUCACAAGCGACUUAUGGCUAGCAAGAGCUAGAAAUUCAGAAGUCCCGGACCUGAUACAUGAUGCCAUUGGGUAUCUAACGGCAGAGGAAGAUCGAUCAAUCCAGAUGAAUCGAAUUUCACCCAAUCGAAAAGUCUUCGUCAACGAGAAUGAGAAUGCUUCUUUCACAGCUCAGCAGGUUGACUCGAAGACGAUCCAAGAGGAACUAUCUAGCUUCGUUAUGGAAGGUAUCUUGAAGCUACGAAAGAUGUUCCUUCGUCGCGGAGAAGGAAAAGACUCUGAGAAGUGUAGGUUUGAACAGAUUCUUAGAUCUGGAAAGGGAGAAAAGAGUCGCACCUACACCAUGGGAUGGUCUAUUCCACCUAACGCGGAUAGUGGCGGCGUUGCAACCGCAACGAAGGGCCACUUCAAGCAUUGCGAUGAGCUUGCAGAAGCUGCUCAGUUGAUCGCCAAGGUUUCACAGGCUAUCAUCCGAUACGUCACUCCUGCAGAAGAACUGAGAGUGCUUGAGCUACAAUCGGAAAUUGAUGUAGCGUAUACAGUUGGCGACGAGGAGAAUAAAAAUUUCUCAACCGUACAGGUUAACUACUCCAAUGUGAACACAGUCUCCCUGUCCGUCGAGAUGGGAAAGUCUGGAUCGUUACACAUAGAUGCGAAGGAUGAUCCAGCGCGGAUGUCGGUGCUCCUUAACUUGUCUAAUCUUGUUGAAGGAUGCUGGCCUGGGACAUUCACAAUAAUGUCACUUCGUGACUACUGGGUAUUUGCACCAUGUGAUGCCCUAGUCUUCAGAGCAAGACAUCCUCAUUUCGGUAUUCCCCCAAGAAUGAUGGGAGGCUCGCCAAGGAAACCAUACGUUGCACCGAUUCCGGAAUUGGCUUGGAUGGAUCCAGAGUUAUACAAUUAUUCGAGACUCGUCCUCGUCGCCUACCCACAGAAAUAUUUGAUGAAUCGUGCGCCAUCUUUAAAGAGGUAUAAAAUGCCCGAUCAUUAUCAACAAGACAAUCCAUUGGCUAUUACAUUUCCUCAUGGGGAAGCUUUCGCACUUGCAGCAUGGGGAACACUUAGACAUCAGCACGAGAAAAUCGCAAUGCAAGACGCUUGGUGUCUUGCUCACCGUCACAACAGUGGGUCAUUAGCUGUGUUACCAUCCGCGAAAUCAAUUGCAAAGAGGGAGGUGUGGAAGGACAAAGACGGGAAUAUUGUUCUACCUCGAGUAGCAAGAAUUCAAACGGUUUUGGAUGGAAAUACCGCACAGUCUCGAGACUCUGAUCAAGCGAAGGCAUUCGCUAGACUCAGAGAAAUUACAAAACUAUCACUUUCUCAUGACUAUUUCGAGCAUCGGUCGACACACAUAGACGCCCAAUAUGUCAGUGUAUUGGGCUCUUCGCUGAUUAAGCCGCCAGAUGUUGCACCCGAGAAGAAACUCACGAGAGCUGCUACUCAUGCAAUGUUUGGAGAAAAACCAUAUCAGUGUCCACUUUGUGAAAAGAGAGUUCCGGAUCCCUUCGCUUUGAGAGUCCACUUCAAAACUUACCACAAGAAUGACCGUAUCGAAGAUUUUGAAGAUGUCUUGCCGACAAGAGAUCCAAACCAUCUCAAGUAUCUACAAGAGGUGGCGGCUUCAAGUGUGGCAGAGAGCUCCAAGAAGGGUGGUAAGCGUCGGAGAAUUUCUGAUUCGGAAAAUGAUGAACCGCCAGCACAGAAGAUCAAGGCCGAGGAUCUAAAGGAUGCCAUCGCGAUCUCUGACGAUGAGGAGAUUGAGGACUUUGCAGCUCCGUCUAUGCAGCACAGGAAGAGGGAUUAA
Messenger RNA from Botrytis fragariae, 1878 nucleotides. RefSeq names its product putative transcription factor c2h2 protein. The coding region runs from base 1 to 1878 and encodes 625 amino acids. The record is from RefSeq and is a predicted model, not a curated record. Lineage: Eukaryota; Fungi; Ascomycota; Leotiomycetes; Helotiales; Sclerotiniaceae. The transcript is spliced from 2 exons.